CGCGUGCGUGGAGGAAGUCAGGUGAUCCCAGGCGCGCCCAAUGAGAAGGCUGCUUACAGCCAGCCGGGAGGCCUAAUAGGAGAGCGUCGUCCCCGCGCCCAGGACGGUGCCUUAAGGCCAUUGGAGCGGCUGCAGAAUGGCUCCCGCGCGCUACUGCGUCCCUGGAGAGCGACUCUGCAGCUUAGAGGAAGGAACACCCGGGAGCGGCACCUACACGCGUCAUGGCUCUAUCUUUGCCUCUCUGGCUGGUUGUCUCACGAAGAAAACUGAGAAUGGCAUGCUCCCAGUGAUCUCUGUGAUGAGGGAUGUGGAAUCUCAGCUUCUGCCUGACGUGGGAGCCACAGUUACAUGCAAGGUAAUUUCAGCAGCGUUAGCACGGCACAGUAGAACUGUCCUUCAUUCAGCUACUGGUGUUUGCAGCAUUAACUCCCGUUUUGCCAAGGUGCACAUCUUGUAUGUUGGUUCUACACCGCUAAAAUCCCCAUUCCGUGGAACAAUACGGAGAGAAGAUAUCCGAGCUACAGAGAAAGACAAGGUAGAGGUUUACAAGAGUUUCCGCCCAGGAGACAUUGUUCUGGCCAAAGUUAUCUCCUUAGGUGAUGCACAGUCAAACUACUUGCUGACCACUGCAGAAAAUGAGCUAGGGGUAGUGGUGGCUCACAGUGAAGCAGGAGUACAGAUGGUGCCAAUCAGCUGGUGUGAAAUGCAGUGCCCCAGUACACAUGGCAAGGAGCUGCGCAAGGUAGCCCGGGUACAGCCCCAGUUUCUACAGACAUAGUGAACAAUACAUAUGCCAAGAUGCACAACUAGUACAGGAAAGGCUUAGCUCUGGGCAUAGAGCUAGACGGACUUGAAAGUAGCCUUCUAUGCUGUUGCUGUAAAUCGGUCUCAUGAGUGUGCAAGAUAGAGCUGGGCCUAAGGAAAUGUAUGUUCACAUCUGAUUCUGGAAUGGUCUGGGGAAAGAGACCUUGACUACAGCCUGUUUCCCCCAAUUUUAUAUCCCAAUUCCACUGUGUUUUUAAAUAAGCCAAUACACUAUUUUCUAUAAUCCCCACGUUUCCUGCCUUGACUCAGUCUUUGGACCUGCCUUGGAAGGACAAAUAAAACUAUGUA
Molecule: messenger RNA, 1113 nt
Organism: Elgaria multicarinata webbii
Lineage: Eukaryota; Metazoa; Chordata; Lepidosauria; Squamata; Anguidae
Gene: EXOSC1
Product: exosome component 1
Exons: 8
Coding region: 137-778 (213 amino acids)
Biological process (GO): RNA processing
Cellular component (GO): cytoplasm; nuclear exosome (RNase complex)
Molecular function (GO): RNA binding
Source: RefSeq, a predicted model, not a curated record